UGUCAAUCAUUCAUUCCGGCUUUUCCGGGUGUGGGCGGGAUUUCUUAGCGCUUCUCGCGCUCUGAUUGGCUGCUGCCCUCUCCCCUCACGCUCAUUUCCAACAUGGCGGCGUCCGAGGCGGUCGCGCUGCUGGAGGCGCUGCGAGCGCAGGCGGCGGAAGUGGCGGCGCACGGGCGAGAGAUGCUGCGGAAAGUGAGGGGAGGGCAGCUGGAGACCAAGGAGCAGGGGGUGUCGCUGCUGCAGGUGCGCUCGCAGGCGCUCCUGAGUUACCUGCAGGACCUGGCCCUGCUCGUCUGCUCCAAAACCCGGGGGGGCUCCCUCAGCAACUCGGGGGGGGCCCUGGAGCGGCUGCUGGAGACCAGAGUGGUGCUGGAGAAGCUCCGCCCCCUGGAGCAGCGCCUCAAGUACCACCUGGAGAAGCUGCUGAGGGCGGCGGCCUCGGGAGGGCGUGGUGCCGAGGAUCCGCUCAGCUUCCGCCCCGCCCCUUCCAACAUGGCGGCGCAGGAGGAGGAGGAGGAUGACGCCGGCGAAGGCCAAGGGGGCGGAGCCAAAGCCCCGGGGCUGGGGGGAGGGCGGCGCUACGUCCCGCCCCGCCUGGUGCCCGUGGCCUGCGGUGA
Molecule: messenger RNA, 617 nt
Organism: Pyrgilauda ruficollis (rufous-necked snowfinch)
Lineage: Eukaryota; Metazoa; Chordata; Aves; Passeriformes; Passeridae
Gene: NGDN
Product: neuroguidin
Exons: 6
Biological process (GO): maturation of SSU-rRNA from tricistronic rRNA transcript (SSU-rRNA, 5.8S rRNA, LSU-rRNA)
Cellular component (GO): nucleolus; small-subunit processome
Source: RefSeq, a predicted model, not a curated record